Lottia gigantea (owl limpet) is the source of this 1716-nucleotide messenger RNA. RefSeq lists its product as hypothetical. The record is from RefSeq and is a predicted model, not a curated record. Gene Ontology annotation, cellular component: endoplasmic reticulum membrane. Gene Ontology annotation, biological process: protein maturation. The transcript is spliced from 10 exons. The coding region runs from base 1 to 1716 and encodes 571 amino acids. Lineage: Eukaryota; Metazoa; Mollusca; Gastropoda; Lottiidae.
AUGUCGAGUAAUAAUACAUCCGCUCGAGAAAUUCGUCAAAGAAAGUUGCCAUUGACCAAAGAGUCAAAAAAUACCGAAAAUGAUAAACAACGAACUAAAAAUGAAACUUGUUGGCGUGGCAAAGAUGAAAAGGUUGAUUCAAAGCACUUGCUGGCACCUGGAAGCUAUUGGUUAACAAGAAUUAUCUUGAUAAGAUAUGUUGGAUUUAUAUAUUUUAUAGCAUUCCUUGUUGCGUUACAUCAGAAUAAAGAGUUAUUAGGAAGUAAUGGUUUGUUACCAGCCAAUAAAAUGUUAAAAAAUGUUCAGCUGAAAUCUAAUGGUGAUAAGUUGAAUAUGUUCAAUAAUGUACCUUCUAUUUUAUGGCUAUUUGAUUAUGAUAAACAUUUAGAUGUUUUACUAGAUGCUGUGGCUUAUAUUGGUGUAUUUUUAUCAUUAUUUUUACUGGUAUGUGGUGCAGCUAAUUGGUUUAUCAUGGCAUGUUUAUGGGUUCUGUAUCACUCCUUAGUUAAUAUAGGACAAACAUGUUGUUUUUCAGGCUGGGAAUCUCAAUUAUUAGAGACAGGAUUUUUAGCAAUAUUUCUUUGUCCUGUAUGGAAUUUAUCACAAUUCCCCAAACAUACACCAACGUCAGUAGUUGUAAUCUAUGGUUAUAGAUGGUUAAUAUUUAGAAUUAUGUUAGGAGCUGGAUUAAUAAAGAUCAGAGGUGAUCAGUGUUGGAGAGAUUUAACUUGUAUGAAUUACCAUUAUGAGACACAACCAGUACCAAAUCCAAUGAGUUAUUUUAUGCAUCAAUCUCCAGAAAUAUUUCACCAAUUUGAAACUCUAUCCAAUCAUUUUAUAGAAUUAGUUGCACCAUUUUUAUUAUUUUUAACAAGAAGAAUGGUGAUUGUUGGAGGGUGUCUGCAAAUACUAUUUCAGAUUGUUUUAAUCAUAAGUGGAAAUUUAAGCUUUUUAAAUUGGUUAACUAUUUUACCAAGUUUAGCUUGUUUUGAUGAUCUUAAUUUAUCUUGGAUGUUUUCAAAAUCAACCAAAGAACAUGUUAUUAAUAUUGAAAUGGAGAAAAGAGUAAAAGGAUCUAAGGACAGUUUAGGGUGUUAUAUAAGAAAAGUAUUUAAUAUUAGUUUAGGUGUAUUAAUAGUGUAUCUAUCUAUACCUGUUGUACAGAAUCUCAUAUCACAUAGACAACGUAUGAAUACAUCAUUUGAGCCUCUCAGAUUAGUUAAUACCUAUGGUGCCUUUGGAAGUGUAACUAAGAAAAGAAUUGAAGUUAUAUUUGAGGGAACAUCAAGUUCAGACCCAUAUUCACCGAGUGCUGAAUGGAGAGAAUAUGAUUUUAAAUGUAAACCAGGAAAUAUAACAAGAAGACCCUGUUUAAUUUCCCCUUAUCAUUAUCGUUUAGAUUGGUUGUUAUGGUUUGUACCAUUUCAUAAGAAUUUUCAGUAUAACCCAUGGAUAGUUCAUUUAGUGGUAAAGUUAUUGGCAAAUGAUAAAGAUACAUUAAAUUUAAUAGAUUAUAAUCCUUUCCCCGAUAAACCACCAAAUUUUAUAAGAAUAGAAAAUUACAGAUAUAAAUUUGUUAAAAUUGGAAGUCUGGAAGCUAAAGCUGGAAAAUGGUGGAGAAGAAAACAUACAGGAAGCUAUUUACAACCCAUUUCUUUACAUUCUGUCAAAGAUUUUAUGAAAAAUAUGGAUUGGAAAAUGCCUGAUGGUAAAUGA